CAAUGCACUUGUCUUUCCGUGCGGCUCUCAAACGCAACUCAGGCAUUCCGGUCAUCCAGCGCCCGAGCAGAGGCACAUCGAGUCCUUACCGGAGACGGGAAUCGCGGGGUAAUCAAGAAGGCAGGCGGUAAAUAACGAUGGAACCGUAAAAAUAAAUACGGAAGGGGGAACAGGCUGGCUGUCACUGCAGAGUGAUAGAGAGACACGGAGAAAGACGAGGAGAGAGGAGUCUGCCUCCAUGUCUGCUCCUGUCCCUUCCAGUCGGAGAUCUGCGUCUGGCUCACGCAGAUUCAACCCUCUGAAUCCUCUGCAGCCCAAACGCCGCUUGCAGCAAACGCUGUCGUCGUCCUCCUCGCCCGUACCCGUACCCCUACCCACGCGCCCUGCACGGACAGCUGCCCCAGUCAGCAACAGAGAUCCCCAUGGCAAUGCCUCUCUCAGCAGCAGCAGCACUAACUCUGGCUCCUGCAAGGGCAGUGACUGCAGCCCCACCAAGGGGCGUCAUAUGAAGGCAUACACCUCGUGUAAAGAUAACCAUGGCAUCCGCCCCCCUCCCCCAGAGCAGUACCUCACACCCCUGCAGCAGAAAGAGGUGUGUAUCAGACACCUGCGGGCCCGCCUCAAGGAAACUGUCGACAGGCUGCAGGACAGGGACUCUGAGAUCGAUGAGUUGAGGACCCAGUUGUCUCGUAUGCAGGAGGACUGGGUUGAAGAGGAGUGUCACCGCGUGGAGGCCCAGCUGGCUCUGAAGGAAGCACGCAGGGAGAUCCAGCAGCUCAAGGAAGUGGUGGACGUGGUGCGCACCAACCUCAGCUCCAGCGACUCCACCGACACCGGCGUCCAGAAAUACUUCCAGGACAUCAACGUCCAGAACCACAAGCUGGAGACCCUGCUGCUCAGCAUGGAGCUGGCUCAGAACGGGGUGGCCAAGGAGCAGGAGGCUGCUGCUGCAGCACGAGGAGCGGCAGGGUGGGCUGGGAGGCCUGGGACUGCUGGGUCAUGGCCUGGAAGUAGUCCCGCUGCAUCAGGGACUGGAUGGGGUGGUUCCAAGAGUCUGUGUGGGUCUUGUGACGGCUCCCCCGCCCGCUCUCUGCCCCGUAGCUUCACCUACACCAAGCUGAGCGACCAUGCGCUGGCGGAUAAGAACGGGAACAGCGUUUUAGGGGAGGAGAACCAUGACAGUGGCUUUGUGUGCUGUGGGGAGAGUCGCAGUGCAGCCGGCAGUCAUAGUCACAGUCGCAGUGCAGCCAGCAGUCACAGGGCAGAUCUGCUUCUGGAGGCAGCCUUCCUGUCUGAGGAGACAGCCUCUCUGCUCAGCACCUACUCCCUCCUGCCACACUUCUCCAACUACGACAAGCUGUGCCCCGGGAAGGACAGGGUGGCGCCCCUUCGCUGUGCCAUGGGUGAGGCGGGCAGCGCCAGCCACCCCUGUCUGUCCCACCAUCUUUACCUGCACCACCCCAGGGAGCAGGCCGUCCAGACAGAGAGCUGCCCUGUCCCCGGGGGGGUGGGCUACGCCUCUGACCUGGACACCAUUGCAGAGCGCACAUUCCGCUCUCAGGCCUGCAGCCCCACCUCCACCUGGGUCUCAGACGAGGGAGACGACCUGGAUUCGGUUACCCCAACAACCCUCACAGCUACAACAGAGCCCGGUCCUGGCCCUCCGUUACCCAGCUCUUCCUGCCUCUCAGUUGAUAUGCCCUCCCUCUCAGUGGAGGAGGAUGGGGAGGCGGUGGGGGAGUUGGAGAGGCAGACAGCGGUAGUGGGGGAGAGUGCCGGGGUGAUGGUAGAGGCAGGCAAGCAGGAGGAGGAUGGGCGAUUGGUACAAUUGUGUGAGCAUGAGGAGGUAAAGAGCCUGGGGUUGCUGGGAGAAGGAAAGCAGGAGGAGGUAAAGGGCCUGGGGUUGCUGGGGGAAGGAAAGCAGGAGGAGGUAAAGGGCAUGGGGUUGCUGGGGGAAGGAAAGCAGGAGGAGGUAAAGGGCCUGGGGUUGCUGGGGGAAGGAAAGCAGGAGGAGGUAAAGGGCCUGGGGUUGCUGGGAGAAGGAAAGCAGGAGGAGGUAAAAGGCCUGGGGUUGCUGGGGGAAGGAAAGCAGGAGGAGGUAAAGGGCCUGGGGUUGCUAGGAGAAGGAAAGCAGGAGGAGGUAAAAGGCCUGGGGUUGCUGGGGGAAGGAAAGCAGGAGGAGGUAAAGGGCCUGGGGUUGCUGGGAGAAGGAAAGCAGGAGGAGGUAAAGGGCCUGGGGUUGCUGGGGGAAGGAAAGCAGGAGGAGGUAAAGGGCCUGGGGUUGCUGGGGGAAGGAAAGCAGGAGGAGGUAAAGGAGUUAGAUGUAGAUAGUCAGAGGGAGGAAGUGGAGGUGAGGAAUCAGGGAGAGUUGGAGGAGGUGUGGUCAGUGGAGGAGGUGUGGUUGGUGGAGGAGGUGAGGUCAGGGGAGGUGAGGUCAGUGGAGGUGGAGGAGGUGAGGUCAGUAGAGGUGGAGGAGUGGAGGGGGAGGAGGUGA
Messenger RNA from Oncorhynchus tshawytscha (Chinook salmon), 2494 nucleotides. RefSeq names its product syntaphilin-like. Gene Ontology annotation, cellular component: mitochondrion; cytoplasmic microtubule. The record is from RefSeq and is a predicted model, not a curated record. The coding region runs from base 239 to 2494 and encodes 751 amino acids. The transcript has 7 exons. NCBI's taxonomy places the organism in Eukaryota, Metazoa, Chordata, Actinopteri, Salmoniformes, Salmonidae. Gene Ontology annotation, biological process: neuron differentiation.